GACAUAUGUACAAACUUGGAAAAAAGCAAGUACUGAUAGGAAUAGAAUUGUUUAAAGUUUUGGUGCCAAUUAUAGGCAGAGCAUUAAAAGAAUGCUGGGGCGUCAAAUCCCCCUACAAUAUCGCAAUUGUCACCGCCAAAGGACUAGAAAUUCUUCCCCCAAUUUUCUUUAAAUAGGAGAAGAUCUGGCCUCAUUAAUUCACUUGCAUGGAUAACCCCAGCCUGCAACUGCGUGAUUUGCUUUCAUAAAUCCAAGUACUUCUUCUUGAGAUUGAGCGGCGGAAGCGGACUUUCCUUUAUAAAAAACACGGCCGCGCUUCGGUUCGAGUCUCGUGAGUUCCUUUUUCAUGCUCACACUCUCUGUGAGAGUUAAGAAAGCUUCUGGUGCAUGUGAGCGAGGGAAAUUUUACAUGCAACAUAUUUGAGGCAGUUAAGGACUUGGAAGAAUGGAGGGAGGGGCUGGCGCAGCUAGUGCGGCGGAAUUUUCAACAUGCUGGUCGUUAAUUACGCAGAAUCCUUAUAUUCUGCAGCUGGCAAUCUCUGCUGGUGUUGGGGGGCUUCUCUUCGGAUACGACACAGGAGUCAUAUCUGGUGCUGCUCUCUACAUUCGAGAUGAUUUUGAAGCUGUAGGCAAGAGCACAUUCUUGCAGGAGACUAUAGUGAGUGUGACAAUUGCAGCAGCUAUUAUCGGAUCGGCAGUAGGAGGGUUUGUCAAUGAUAGAUUUGGGCGAAAGAUAGCAAUAAUUAUUGCAGAUAUUGUGUUUGCAGUAGGAGCAGUUGUAAUGGCCGUAGCACCCAAUCCCUGGGUUUUGAUAAUUGGGCGAGUACUUGUGGGUCUAGGGGUUGGAACAGCCUCUGUCAGUGUUCCUUUAUAUAUUUCAGAGUCCUCUCCUGCCAAGAUCAGAGGAGCUUUGGUUAGCACCAAUGGCCUUAUGAUCACGGGAGGCCAGUUUCUGUCCUAUCUCAUCAAUUUAGCUUUCACAAGGGUUCCAGGAACAUGGCGUUGGAUGCUUGGGGUUGCAGGAGUACCUGCUGUGAUUCAGCUGGUUUUAGUCUUUUUUUUGCCCGAAUCCCCUCGCUGGCUAUAUAGAAAUAACAGAGUUGAGGAGUCUGUGGCGAUCCUUGAAAGGCUUUAUCCGAAAGAAGAGGUGCCAAACCAGAUUGCAGCGAUGAGAGAAGCCAUUGAAUUAGAGGAACAAGAUGAAAACAAAUCUACAUUUCAAAAAUUUGUGUAUUUGUUAACAUCUCCAGAACUUAGGCCAGCUUUGGUUGCAGGAGUUGGACUUUCGGUUCUGCAACAACUUGUGGGUAUCAACACUGUUAUGUAUUACAGCCCAACAAUAGUCCAACUAGCUGGAUUUGCUUCCAAUACAGUGGCUCUGUUAUUAUCACUUAUUACAUCUGGAUUGAAUGCACUGGGUUCUGUAUUGGGAAUGUACCUGAUUGACAGAACAGGAAGGAGGUUGCUUGCCAUUAUCAGUUUGUCCGGUGUUAUUGUGUCACUCGCACUGCUCGCUCCAGUAUUCCACUAUGCAGCGCUUCAAUCUCCUGAAGUGAGCAUGGUACAGAACUACGGAAACCAGAGUGGCUUGGUUUGUCCAGCGUAUGCCCAUUCAAAUAAUGUUCUACCAUGGCAUUGUACUAAAUGUAUUAACGUGGGCUGUGGAUUUUGUGAAGGACAAAAGUCAUUACAGGGUCACAAAAUGCUUGGAACUUGUCUUGUGAAGAACAAGACUUCAGAACAUAUGUGUGAUAACCUUCACCAUUCCCAGAGUUCAUGGUUCACUCUUGGCUGUCCCAACAAGCUUGGGUGGCUUGCCAUAUUGGGAUUGGCAUUAUAUAUUUGCUUCUUUGCACCAGGCAUGGGGAUUGUUCCUUGGGCAGUCAAUUCAGAGAUAUAUCCUCUGACUUACAGGGGAAUUGGAGGAGGGUUUGCAGCCACCUGUCUAUGGAUUGCAAACCUGAUUGUUUCAGAAACCUUCUUGUCACUUACCAAAGCCAUUGGUCCUGAUAUGUCAUUCUUGCUAUUUAUGUUUAUUGCUCUUUUCACCCUGGCAUAUGUCAUUGUUUAUGUACCUGAAACCAAGGGCAUGUCAUUGGAAAAGCUUGAGAAAAUGUUACAUGAUAUGCAUAUGGAAAAGAAGCAUGGAAGUAAAUGGAGUUCCUUCACAUACAUAAUGAAGGGGAAGUAUCUUCAUUUGAAUGAAAAGAAUGAUGAAAAGAAAGCCCAUGGAGAUUCUCACGCUUGACUCAAGAAGUCCUCCAGUUUCUCAUAAACUUGAUCUCUCAUAUGAUUGUGCAGCUGGUUUUGUAAGGAAAUUCUCAUUGACGUGAUACUUUAGAUAUUGGUUUUCACUGUGAAAACUAUCAUGUAUAUAAACAUCGUGCUUAUUUAUAUAAAUUUUAUUAAUAGAGUGAGACUUUAUUUGUGGUAAAA
Cryptomeria japonica (Japanese cedar) is the source of this 2436-nucleotide messenger RNA. RefSeq names its product probable inositol transporter 2. Gene Ontology annotation, biological process: transmembrane transport. The coding region runs from base 446 to 2248 and encodes 600 amino acids. Gene Ontology annotation, cellular component: membrane. The record is from RefSeq and is a predicted model, not a curated record. NCBI's taxonomy places the organism in Eukaryota, Viridiplantae, Streptophyta, Pinopsida, Cupressales, Cupressaceae. The transcript is spliced from 8 exons. Gene Ontology annotation, molecular function: myo-inositol:proton symporter activity.